AUGACUACAGGUGGCUCAGUGUCGUCAGUGAUGAGAGAGGCCGUGGUGCAGGUGGUCGACCAGACGACCUGCGGAAAUGUCUACUCUCUCACAGGGAAUAUGUUCUGUGCUGCUGCUCCUGGCAAAGAUACUUGUCAGGGUGACUCGGGAGGCCCAGUGAUGGUAAACACGACAGGAUAUUACGUAGAUAUCGGGAUCACCUCGUUUGGAAUAGGAUGUGCAGAGCCAAGAUACCCCGGUGUCUACACAAGAGUCGCCAGUGAGUACACUCGUCCAUUCAUCAUGUCCAGUAGGGCGUACCGAAAUUUAAAAAAAGUAACAAGCGACUACGUGGACAACUUCAUCAAAGAUAACACCGCUAAUGCCAAAUGGUGCCCACAUCCCUGAAGACGUUUCCACUUUCAUUCCACGUUGACUGUGAGUCAUGCCAGAAUAAUAAAAAAAAAUUAAAUGCAGG
Molecule: messenger RNA, 457 nt
Organism: Darwinula stevensoni
Lineage: Eukaryota; Metazoa; Arthropoda; Ostracoda; Podocopida; Darwinulidae
Source: the annotation of a GenBank genome assembly